CUCUCGGCCGGCCCGGGCUCGCCCUUUCGCCGGGCCUGCGUCGCUCCGGCCGCCGUUCAGGAGGGGCAGCGCCCAGCCGAGCGUCCCCCGCCGCCGCGGCGGCCCUCUUGCGUGGUUCUCGAGUUCUACGUGUGCCGUAGGGUGCAGUAGAGCCCAUGCAGAUUGACGUAGAUCCACAAGAAGAUCAGCAAAAUGCACCUGAUAUCAACUAUGUGGUGGAGAACCCCACUCUGGAUUUGGAGCAGUAUGCAUCCAGCUACAGUGGUCUGAUGCGAAUUGAACGGCUACAAUUUAUUGCUGAUCACUGCCCACAGCUACGGGUGGAAGCUCUCAAGAUGGCACUGUCAUUUGUCCAGAGAACUUUCAAUGUUGAUGUGUAUGAAGAAAUCCACAGAAAGUUGUCUGAGGCCACCAGAGAACUGCAGAAUACACCUGAUGCUGUCCCUGAUAGUGGAAUUGAACCCCCUCCUCUUGACACAGCUUGGGUUGAAGCUACACGCAAAAAAGCUCUUCUUAAACUGGAGAAACUCGACACAGAUCUGAAAAAUUACAAAGGGAACUCCAUCAAGGAGAGUAUCAGGAGAGGCCACGAUGACUUAGGUGAUCAUUACCUUGACUGUGGGGACCUCAGCAAUGCUCUCAAGUGUUACUCGCGAGCCCGUGAUUACUGCACCAGUGCUAAACAUGUUAUCAACAUGUGCCUCAAUGUUAUCAAGGUCAGUGUCUACCUCCAGAAUUGGUCUCAUGUUCUGAGCUAUGUAAGCAAGGCUGAGUCUACACCAGAAAUCGCAGAACAAAGAGGAGAAAGAGACAGCCAGACACAAGCAAUUCUCACGAAACUGAAAUGUGCAGCAGGCUUGGCCGAACUAGCUGCUCGGAAGUACAAACAGGCAGCAAAGUGUUUCUUGUUGGCAUCAUUUGAUCACUGUGAUUUCCCUGAGCUGCUGUCUCCUAGCAAUGUGGCUGUGUAUGGUGGUCUCUGUGCCCUUGCUACCUUUGACCGUCAGGAACUGCAACGAAAUGUUAUCUCCAGCAGCUCCUUCAAAUUGUUUUUGGAGCUGGAGCCACAGGUUCGCGACAUCAUCUUCAAGUUCUACGAAUCUAAAUAUGCUUCAUGCCUGAAGAUGCUGGAUGAGAUGAAGGACAACCUGCUGCUGGAUAUGUACCUUGCACCUCAUGUCAGGACACUUUAUACUCAGAUUCGAAAUCGUGCCCUUAUCCAGUACUUCAGCCCCUACGUAUCGGCAGAUAUGCGCAAAAUGGCCACUGCUUUUAAUACCACAGUGGCUGCUCUGGAAGAUGAACUUACUCAGCUGAUCCUGGAGGGACUGAUCAAUGCCAGAAUAGACUCACACAGUAAGAUUCUUUAUGCUCGAGAUGUAGAUCAGCGCAGCACAACUUUUGAGAAAUCUUUACUAAUGGGCAAAGAGUUUCAGCGACGUGCCAAAGCUAUGAUUCUGCGAGCUGCAGUCCUCCGCAACCAGAUACAUGUCAAGUCUCCUCCAAGAGAAGGUAGCCAAGGGGAGCUUACUCCAGCUAACAGCCAGUCCAGGAUGAGCACCAACAUGUGAAAAACUUCAAGCACUACCAAAAGAAAUGGUCCCUCCAGGACUACCCAGUGUUUCACCCACUAACUGCUGAGCUUCACAAACUGUCCCUGUCUCCCUCACUUCUUGCUCGGAUUGAGAGGGUCAGGGCUGAUGGUGGAUAAUAUGAAUAUUCCAAUAACUUCAAUUCUCCUUGAAAAGAAAUUCUUUCUAAAAACAGCAUCCCUGCAAUGGGUCGUCAUUUCAAUUUUGGUAGAACAUCUCUCUCUAUUCUCCUUCUUCCACCACUUGAAAGAGCUGUCGGGUUAUUCAUACAGAUGCUGAUUUGAGAGUUUUUCAGCUGCUACUCGUUUUUCGUUUCAAAGCUGCAAAAAUAGUGUUAAGCUGAAUGGACAGGCAUGAUCUAAGAUGAGUUUUGCUGGCCUGAAAAUACUGCCUUGAUUCUGAGCAAUGCUGAGCUUUCUGUUUAUUCCAGAUAAACCUACAAGUGCAUUGCUCUCAAUUAUGGAGGUAGAGUUCUGAUAGGAGAGAUUUCCUGUGAGAAACUCUUAAUGAUUUUUCACCUACACCAGAAAACAUGGCAGUGCUUCCAUGCAGUCACAGGCCUUUAUUUUAGGGUGUUAUGUUUACCUGGAUCCAGGUUCUUUCUCUCUGAUCUCUUUUCAAAGACCUGUUCCCUGAUGUGUUUCCCACUUGUGCGUGACCUGGCUUUGGGGUUCAGUGUUACCAUAGCAGUAAAUCUCUACUUCAUGCAAAUAUUGCUGUUUGUCCAGUCUUACUGCCAUAGUGUGUGAUGGCUUCCCAACAUGUGCAGCAGUUGCUUCUGGUAGCAUGGAUAAAUGACAUAAAAUACUACUCAAGUCCUGUGGAAGAGCUGAAAGCAGCCAGUCUAGGUGCCCGCUCUCCAGAUGCAUUUAUUCUGCUUUUUCUUUUAUAAAGGGGUUAAAGGUGGCAGCCCAGAUGUGUGUGUUCUUUGUUAAUGAAAGGAGAUACGCACUGAAUUUUCUGAAGUCACUGCAGCCUUGCAUUCAUCUAGUUCAUAAGGCAAACUUAAGAAUUUUGUUCCAGCCCUGGCUGGUCUGGCAACUGACUACAGAUGUUACUGUUAACGUGUUAAUGCUUUGCCCCGUGCCCCCCCUCCCCGCCUUUUACUUUGUUAGUAAGUUGUUAUGUCUAGUGCAUUAAAUAGCAGGAUUAAAAAGCUUCUGAGUAUUUUGAGCUUUGUGUUAAAGUUGGGGUUUAGGUAUUUUGAUCUCAAGCCAUUCAUUUUUUGCUAAGCUUGAUGACAUUUUGUAGGCAAUUGUAUUUUGUUUUCUGAUCUGGUUGGAGAUGUGGCUUGGAUGAACUGUGAAGAAAGUGCAAUUUGAGGGAACAUUCUAACAGCAAAGUUCCUGGACUGUGUUUGCACAGCUGUUAAAUUGCAACAGUACUCUUUCCCUCUGGCUUUCCAUGCUUUUUAUGACUUAGGUGCUGAAAAUGGAAGCAGUAGCUCCUGUGAGGUCUUUGGUUAAAUGUCUUCUGUUUGGCAUGGAAGAAGAAACCCAUUUUUGAGGGGAGAAAGGAGAGAGCUAGUUAAUUAAGAACUUUGAGUCAGGUAUCGCUGAUGGCCAGUUUAGUGAGAAAGGCAAGAUGAGUCCUGGACAUCCCUGUAGAAAUGCUGGGAAAGUCACUUCGAUGCCUUCUGCUCAUGCUGAAGGAAAGUCAUCCAGCCCUGGUAAUACUACUUAAACGUACUUUCUUCCCUAAAAUGGGCUGCUGACACCAUUUCUAAGGAUAAGAUCUUAUGCUCUGCUCUUGUUAAGAUCGUUUUGCAACCCAGUUAGGUGCACCAUGUAAGCCGGCUAUCUUUGCUUACACACAGCUUCCACACUCUUGAUUUUAUUAGAUUACUUCUGUUCCUUCCUAGAGGCUUUCUGCUGGAGGAAUCCUCAGUUGUAAAUGGAUGUCUGCAGCAUGCUGACUUGAGAGUCUGCUCUGCCAGUUACUAGUUAGUGCUUGCCUGCUCGUGGGAGGUGGCUGGAAGAGAGUAUCCUUUAGCAGUCAGCAUGGAGCCCACGAGGUGGCAACAGUAGUUUCCAGAUCUUGCUGUGGCCCGAGGCAGUGCCGUAGCUGGGGCAAAGGCGAUGAGUUUUGUCUCUCCAGACAAUGCUUACAACCUCUUUUGGACAGAUAGGGCAUUUGUCUUUUAUUGCUUAGUUCAUAGGCACUGUUCAAGCAUAGUGUAUGCUUUUGUAUGGAAUUAUCGGCAUGUAAUUCUUUCCUUUAGCCUGUGAAAUAAGCUACUGUUGCUUGUAGAUGUGAGUCAGGCCUGUCCAGUCAUAUUUCUUUUAGACAUUGUUCAAUGCCUGCUUCAGUCCUAACUACCCACCAGUCCAAAAAUUAGGAAAUAAAAGACAGCACAGGUAUAGUUCUUUGUAACUUGCAUUGAUAAGCAUUUUCCUCCAAUGAAAUAUUAUUCUUACCUUAAAUUUCUAGGUAAUUUCCCAAGUAAUAAAUGGGAAGAUAGUGAUGAAUGAAUUGUGAUUCCCUGUAACCAGCAAGGUAAUGCAGUGGAUGAAGUUGUGUGUUGGUAUGUCUAGGAUAUGUUCAGAGGAACUUAAGUGGAUUUCUUUAACUUAUGCUGCACCAUUUUGUUGACAAGGAAGGAGAUGGUGGUGGUAGGCCCUAACUGAUGGUGUCAUCAUGCAGUGGAAAUCAUACACCUGACCUGGCUAGGGAUAAAGGAAAAACAGUUGGAAAGAACCUGGUUCUUUUGGUGAAGGCAGUUUUAACUAGCACAACUAGCUUUAGCGGUAAUGUAAAAACUGCCACUGUGAGAUUUGUGUUGGAGUAGUUGGGGACAAUUGGUGAAUAUUUGGCCAAAACUUGGCCAACAUAGUGGUCUGUAUUGCUAAGAUUUGUAGAGGGAGGCCUAUAAGAAGGGGAGAUCACAUUGUGGCUUGGAUUGUCACUGGGUGCAGCAGCAUCUAUGGGCUACUGUCAUCUGAGAGACUUCAGUGGAUGAGGGAGAAAGUAAUAGAAUUCUGUCUUUGCCCUGUGCCAUGCAUGUACGAUCUGUGUGUUGGUAUCUGGGACUCUGCCAUGAUGGUCUCAGCGUUACUUCCUAACUUAGUUGAAAUCUUCAGCAUUGUUCCAUCCUCUGGACAACUCCCAAAUCUGCCGCUGAAUAAUGUAUUAUUUCUGAUAUGUGCGAUGUAAUAUAAACUCUUAGAAAAACAAAUGAGGAAAUGUUAAUAGCAACGAUGCUUCUGACAAAGACUCAUUAUGCAUAGGCUGGUCAAGCAUUUUUAAAUUAUUUUUUUUAAGAGUAAAGUCUCAGCCAACUUAAUUUGGCUAUUCAAGGUUCUUAUGCAAUCUCCUUCAUUACUUUUUCUGUGAAGCAGAUAACAACUGGGGAGCAGUGUGCUCCACAGGGCAGUGCUCUUAGUAUUUUCUGUGCUACCCCCUUGUGAGAGCUGAGACUAAUACAAGUCAGCAUUUCAUUUUUUUCAAUAGUCCAUCAGCUGAAUUUGCAGUAGGGUGAAAAAUACCAAAUUGGUAUGGAACUGACUUCAGCUUAUCUCUGAUGCUGUCAGGGUGUAAGGGAUGAAUUACUCUGUGCUUUGCAAAUGAGCUUUGUACUUCAACUGAUAGUAAUUUGGCUUCUCUGUUCUAUGGAUCUGAAUUCCGUUCAACAUUUCAUAGGUUCUGAUAGAAAAACCUAGCUUAAGAUUAUCUUAUAGGAUAACUUGAUCAGGCUAAAUUAACUAGAUAGGGAACAGAAACUGGCUAAUAGGUUAUGUCAACCUCUAAGAAAUAUAUGAGAUUCAGUAGUUAGAAGUUUGGUACAAAGUCAUAAUGCAAGUUAAGACAAUUUCUUGAUGACAGAGAAAGAAUUCAAGCUUAGCCUUCAGCAGACUUACUAAAAGCUACAGACUGAAGGGUAGCUGCAUUAGCAAGAGAUGGUCUCAUUCAAACAAGAAUUCAAAUGGCAAGAUCUGAAAAUCUGUCUUACGUGGUAGAUCAGGCUAGGUAAUCUUCUUGUCCUUGAUCCCACAGAUACAGCUGUUUCAGUCCUUUAAUACUUGCGCAGCUAUAGCUUUGAUGAUUAUACUCCAUGUGCCUGUAGUUUAACUGUGAAGUCUAUGUGUACAUAAAGUUUGUACCCUGUAAAUAUGUGCUGAGAUCCAGGGUUUUCAAUCUUUGUUUGGAUGUACUUUUUGGUUUUUUUUAAAAAAAAAAAUUCUCUGCUAUCUCAUCUUAUAAGCUCUUUGCCAAAUAAAGGCCAUUGGUUUUCUUUUUGUUAGGUGAACUACUA
This is a messenger RNA of Falco peregrinus (peregrine falcon), 5844 nucleotides long. It is a transcript of the gene GPS1, whose product is annotated as G protein pathway suppressor 1. The record is from RefSeq and is a predicted model, not a curated record. The transcript has 14 exons. Gene Ontology annotation, cellular component: COP9 signalosome. Bases 156 to 1571 code for a protein of 471 amino acids. NCBI's taxonomy places the organism in Eukaryota, Metazoa, Chordata, Aves, Falconiformes, Falconidae.